UUGGACCGAUUUUAAAGUAUAAUUGCUUAUAAGAUAUAAUAACUUGUAGUGCAACUAAAUGCUUCUGAUAAAGUCGUUUUUCCUAAUUACGGUUCCACAUUAGUUCGAGCAACGUGGAUAUUUAAUAGACGAAAGCAAUGAUCAAGUUUAGUCAACGGUUAAGUGGCCGAUUAGCAGCUAGGCUGUUUACUAGUCGGCAUAUCCUACAAGGUAAAACUAGUGCACCGUUCCUGCUUGGGUCACGAGGCAAGAAGGACGAUGGAGGCCGGUUGUUUACACCGGUACCCAUACGACCCAAUCCGGAUGACAUUAACGUGGGUGCAGAGCUGACCGGAGGAACUCUAGACAAAGCUGAAAUGCUGAAAGUGAUUCUAAAGUUUAGCAACCGCAAAGAGAUUAAGUUUCUUUGUUUGGAGAACGGCAUAGAUUCCAAUUUGCAGCAGCAGGCAUUCACCAGCUUUCGGCGGUAUUGUCUAGAAACGGAUGCUUUGCCGGCAGAUUUGCACGUCGUUCUUAGUGAUAUCCUGCAAGGUGCCGGGCACGUUGACGAUAUAUUCCCCUACUUUCUACGUCACGUGAAACACAUCUUUCCACACCUGGAGUGUAUGGACGAUCUAAAGAAGAUUUCAGAUUUACGACAACCGGCCAACUGGUAUCCGAAUGCAAGGGGAAUCAACCGGAAAAUCAUCUUUCAUUCUGGUCCGACUAAUUCAGGAAAAACCUAUCAUGCUAUGGAACGAUUUUUGGCAGCCAAGUCCGGCGUAUAUUGUGGUCCUCUAAAAUUGUUAGCCAGCGAGGUUUACAAUAAAAGCAACCAAAGAGGGACUCCCUGUGACUUGGUUACCGGUGAGGAACGAAAACUUGCAGACCCGAAUGGAAACUCAUCGAAACACGUAGCUUGUACGGUUGAAAUGACCUCUAUUAACACUCCAUACGAGGUUGCUGUUAUAGAUGAAAUCCAGCUGCUCCGGGAUAUUGGUCGUGGUUGGGCUUGGACGCGGGCACUACUUGGUCUGAUGGCCGAAGAAAUCCACGUAUGCGGAGAGCCCGGUACACUGGAACUGCUGCAAAAGAUAUGCGAUACGACACACGAAACACUGGAGGUUCGAAAGUACAAGAGGCUGACUGCUUUGCAUAUCGAAAAUCAAGCGUUGAUGUCACUCGACAAUGUGGCGCCAGGCGAUUGCAUUGUCUGCUUUAGCAAAAACGACAUUUACAGUGUUUCGCGAGAGAUCGAAGCCAGAGGAAAAGAAGUCGCGGUUAUUUACGGCGGUUUGCCACCAGGCACGAAGCUCGCACAGGCCGCAAAAUUUAAUGACCCCGAAAAUAGCUGUAAAGUUUUGGUUGCUACAGAUGCAAUAGGAAUGGGCCUCAAUCUUAGUAUCAGACGAGUGAUUUUUUACUCAAUUAUCAAACCAACAGUAAACCAGAAGGGUGAAAAGGAAAUGGACACGAUUUCUGUUUCCCAGGCUUUGCAAAUCGCCGGCCGUGCUGGGCGAUAUGGCAUGAAAUGGGACGAAGGAUAUGUAACGACUUACAAGCCGGAAGAUUUACCUACUUUAAAGAACAUUUUAUCGCAAAUUCCGGACCCGUUGACGCAAGCUGGUCUGCAUCCAACCGCGGAUAUGAUCGAAUUGUAUGCUUACCACCUUCCCAACGCCACACUAAGCAACUUGAUGGAAAUUUUCGUGUCUCUCAGUACAGUCGACGAUUCAUUGUACUUUAUGUGUAACACGGAAGAUUUCCGCUUUCUUGCGGAAACCAUACAGCACGUUCCUCUACCCCUGCGAGCUCGGUACAUAUUCUGUUGCGCUCCCAUUAAUCGUCAAAUGCCAUUUGUGUGUUCCAUGUUUCUCAAGUAUGCGCGACGAUACAGCAAAAAUGAGCCGGUGACGUUCGAUUGGUUGUGCAAUCAAUGCGGUUGGCCAUUCCAACUCCCGCGAACCAUCAUUGAUUUAGUGCACCUCGAAGCUGUAUUCGAUGUGCUUGACCUGUACCUUUGGCUGAGCUAUCGUUUUCCAGAUUUGUUCCCGGACGAGAAGCUGGUUCGGGAUAUUCAGAAAGAAUUGGAUGACAUCAUUCAGCAGGGCGUCUUUCAAAUCACCAAGUUGCUUAAAAAUUCGGAAACGGCCGUAUCGACCAACACGCCGGAUGAGGAUUCGUUCGUGAUACGGCAGAAGAAGAGCAAAUACUAUCGGGAAAGUGCACCUCAAGGGGGCAAACUAACGGAGCGUUUGCUUGCCCAGGGAUUGCUCACUCCGGCAAUGCUGCAAGAAUUGAAAGCCGAAUGGGAUCAACAGGCGAAACCAAGUCGGACGGCCAGCGAUGACGAGGGUGAUGAUGGCUUUCUUGGCAAGAAAGCCCGACGAAAGCCAAGAAAACCAAAGUAGUUUGUUUUGUGCAGCGAAAUUAUUAUGUAGGUACCUAAUAUCGAAUGAACAUGCAGUGUA
Sabethes cyaneus is the source of this 2450-nucleotide messenger RNA. It is a transcript of the gene Suv3, whose product is annotated as ATP-dependent RNA helicase SUV3 homolog, mitochondrial. Lineage: Eukaryota; Metazoa; Arthropoda; Insecta; Diptera; Culicidae. Gene Ontology annotation, cellular component: mitochondrial degradosome. Gene Ontology annotation, biological process: mitochondrial RNA 3'-end processing; RNA catabolic process. Gene Ontology annotation, molecular function: RNA helicase activity; ATP binding; hydrolase activity, acting on acid anhydrides. The transcript is spliced from 2 exons. The record is from RefSeq and is a predicted model, not a curated record. Bases 138 to 2390 code for a protein of 750 amino acids.